This is a messenger RNA of Blepharisma stoltei, 1416 nucleotides long. The record is from the annotation of a GenBank genome assembly. Lineage: Eukaryota; Ciliophora; Heterotrichea; Heterotrichida; Blepharismidae.
AUGGCAAGCCAAGAUGAAAAAACGAAUAGCUAUCCUAAUAAGCUCAGCCCUUUAGAAGAGUUUAAAUACAGUAUAUCUGAAAUCCUAAAGUCCCCGAGAGAGUUACAUAUUCUCUAUUUGAUAAAUUUGUCUCUUAGUUUUCAGUAUUAUCUUAUAACAACUUUAAUCCCAUUAUUUUUUACAGAUAUUCAAGAAUUUUCAGACCUUCUAUCUGGCACAAUUUUUGGCUUUUAUGGGAUCAGCUUGGGAUUAGGUGCUAUUAUUCUUAAUCCUUUAGCAAAUAGAUUUGGACUUAAAUUUGGCCUGUCCAUAUCAUGCAUAUUUGGCUUGAUAGGCUUUUUACUUCUAGCAGUAACUUAUAAUUUAUCCGUCAAUCUUGUCAGUGUGCUUACGUUUCAAACUAUAUCAGGAGCUCUGGCUUGGCCAGUUGUUGAGUUUGGGAUAAAAAUUUAUACAAGACAAGACCAUCGAAAUUUUGCCAAUUCUCUAUGCUUGAUGAGCAAUUAUCUUGCUGGAGUUUUAACUGGUUUUUAUAUAGAUAUUGUAUGACAUUAUUAUGAAGAUGAUAAACAUACCUUAUAUAAAAUAUUUUUUUAUACAGGAGCUGGUUUUGCAUUUUUUGCAUUGAUUCUUGCUCUUGUUCUUAGGCAAAAUGAAGUUAUUGAGGAUGGAUAUUUGUGUGAUGAAAAUAUUGGUGAGCUAAGUAAAAAAAUCGUUUCUAAAAAGCGUUUUUGGAGAUUUUUUGCUUUAAUUUGUCUACUUAUUCUAUUGAGAAGUGGAUGUUUUGGGCAUCUUGAUGCAACAUUUCCUAAAUAUGUAACACGCACUCUUGGAGAUGAUGCUCAUUUUGGCUAUCUUUUAGCUGUCCAUCAAACAACCAUGCUUAUUGGAGUUAUUUUUUUCACAUAUUUUACGUAUAUCUAUUCAAGCUAUACUUUAAUAUGUAUAGGAGGAAUAGUGGGGACUUUGGCACCUCUACUAAUUCUUGGAGGCUCUAAUUAUGGCAUUUAUGCAAUUUUUGUAAUUCUGAUAUCUUGUGGAGAAGCAUUAUGAGUCCCAAGAUUGCUUGAUUAUACCAUGAGUAUUGCUCCUAAUAAAGAAGAAGGAGUCUAUUUAGCUUUAUGCAAUUUUCCUUUCUAUUUUGCUAUGAUUAUAACUGGCAUCGCCUCAGGAAUUUUAUUAGAUGAAUAUUGUCCUGACGAAGACAAUGCUGGCGAGUGUUAUAAAGUUUGGCUGAUAAUAGUAUUUUCAACCAUUCUAGUCCCAAUCCUUAUAUGAAUCUUGAGAAAUAUAUUAGAGCAGCCUGAUUAUGAAGAUAAGCCUUACCUAAAAUGCUUUGAAGACUCUAAAGAUUUAUCUAAAGACAAUGAUGAAAUAAAAGAUAAGGAAGGCUUAUUAAAGAAUAGCAAUGAUUAA